Messenger RNA from Physella acuta, 565 nucleotides. Its product is annotated as DNA-directed RNA polymerase II subunit RPB11. Gene Ontology annotation, molecular function: DNA binding; protein dimerization activity. The record is from RefSeq and is a predicted model, not a curated record. NCBI's taxonomy places the organism in Eukaryota, Metazoa, Mollusca, Gastropoda, Physidae. Gene Ontology annotation, biological process: transcription by RNA polymerase II. Gene Ontology annotation, cellular component: RNA polymerase II, core complex.
CGAUAAACAUGACCGUAGAAUAGCAGUUAAAAAAUUCAUCAUGAAUGCUCCAUCAACUUUUGAGUCAUUUCUUCUGUUUGAAGGAGAAAAAAAAAUCUACAUAGAGAAAGACACUAAAGUCCCCAAUGCAGCCAUCUUCACCGUCAACAAAGAAGACCACACUCUUGGAAAUUUAAUCACCACUCAGCUGUUAAAAGACCCCCAAGUGUUGUUUGCUGGCUACAAGAUCCCUCACCCCUUGGAGCACAAGUUUGUCCUGAGGAUCCAGACCACACCUGACUACACCCCACAGGAAGCCAUCACAAAUGCCAUCACUGAUCUCAUCUCUGAAAUUUCACUCUUGGAAGAAAGAUUCAAGGAUGCUGUCAGAGACAAGCAAGAAGGAUCCCCUGUCUAGACAAUUCCAUAUUUUUAAACCACCGUUAUCACUCAUUCAUUCACCAUUGCUGUUCCUGUACAUAACACAUUUCAUAUCGUAAUUCAUGACAUUUUUUUUUUCUUCAGUUAUCAUGAAAACCUGUUGGGUAUAAAAUGUUUUGAGAAUAAAUGUUUUUAGUUAUGGUCA